Molecule: messenger RNA, 6540 nt
Organism: Suillus plorans
Lineage: Eukaryota; Fungi; Basidiomycota; Agaricomycetes; Boletales; Suillaceae
Exons: 17
Coding region: 106-6342 (2078 amino acids)
Biological process (GO): autophagosome assembly; piecemeal microautophagy of the nucleus; autophagy of mitochondrion
Cellular component (GO): phagophore assembly site; extrinsic component of membrane
Molecular function (GO): phosphatidylinositol-3-phosphate binding
Source: RefSeq, a predicted model, not a curated record
CGUGUGCCCAUCUGGCUCAAUACGUACUUCUACAAUAUCAUGCAAAGUACUAGGUCAUGAAUCAACCUCUAUCUUGAACUCACCUUCAAGUGACUCCCAAUUAUCAUGUCUACUUGGUAUCCUUCCUGGUUCCCCGGACUUCCGUCGUUCGACUUCUCCUUACCCUCUGCAAUUCAGCGUCGGUUUCUUUCCUUCGUGCUCAAGAAGUCACUCGGACAUCUCCUAAAGCCAGGGCAGCUCGAUCUUCAUCAGAUAGAUUCACAGAUAGGCUCUGGAGUUGUACAAGUAAGGGAUCUUGAACUUGAUGACCAGGCGAUAAAUAAACUUCUUUCCGGAUCACCCUUCAGGCUCUAUGAUGGCUCCAUAUCUUGUGUCACUGCACAAAUACCUUUUCCCAAUCCUCUCUCUUCUAGUGUAGGGCUUUCGGUACAAUCGCUACACCUCACAUUGCAUGCCACCCCUCCAUCCGACGUCGGCUCUUCAAACAGUAUUGAUCUUACGCAAUCUGUUGCCUCAGUAGCGGAAACAUUUAUCCAUGGCGAGCUUAGCCCCCGGGAAGAAGCCACGCUCCGAGAGUCUUUACAUCCAGAUUCCCGGCCACAGCACAUUUAUGAUGAGGGUCAUCACCUUCCCGGAGGACUAGAUUCAUCUACCCGUGUACACCCUAAAGAAGAAAGUGGUAUAGAUUCUGACCCUUCUGGGGUAUCUCUAUUUGCCACCCUCUUCGAACAUCUGCUUGCACGCUUCGAGUUCUCUGCUGUGGACACGAAAAUAGUCGUCGUCCACCCCGGGCACUCAAGCUUUACUCUGUCAAUACCAGAAAUCGCAUAUAGCACGGAAUCGGGUGUCCCAAAGCAGCAAAGUACUGGAGAUGGGUCAUCGAGCAACGUUGCUCUUGAAAGAAGCCCACAGAGUGGUCACAUACGUACAGUUUCGAUAUCAGGUGUCGCUAUUACCUCUCGGGACAUUCGAGCUACUUUACAGCGCCCUGUGGCCUCGCCACGAACCAUGUCGCCUGUGUCGCUUACUUCGUCUCAUGUCACGCUGCACGAUUAUCAGCAGGCUCCUCGUCCGGUGUCACCUGCGUCCUCUUGUUCCUCCAUUGAUGAAGACACGCAGAUGAUGAUGUCGCAGUCCAUUGUUGCUCUUCCACCACGUAACCAGUUUCGGGCUUCCCCGUCUAGCUCAGUUCUCAGUAGCAUGUAUCAGAGCGCGGUCUCUACUACUGGCCGCACUUCUCCAGCCAUCCCCCUUGAACCCCUCGGCAACCUUGAUACGGGAGAUAUGGCUCGACCACGCUCGUGCGAUUACAUAGCAGGCAAUGGAGAGUCCGCUCAUGUACCUCACUGGGCUACAGAAGAUCUUGUUUUUUCUGUCGGUGCAGACCCUAUUGUGGUUCGACUACAAACGCCACCCGGCCACACUAAGCAUGACCUUGCGCACACUUCGAACCCUGAGAUAGUUUCGCCUCCUACGGAGAACAUCGCGGUCAAGCAGGAUGAAACCCUGCGUCUCAGCGUCAGUGUUGGCAUCAUGUCCUGUGCUCUUCGGGCUUGUCAUGUCCGCAUGCUAUUGGAAAUGCUCAAUUACUGUGGAUCCAAGGAUGCUGGUACCACUCCACAACACCCUGAGACUACACCAAGCACACCGACACUCCCGUGCGGCUUGCACGCAAGUCUAAACAUCCGCGGAAUUGUAACCCUCUUCAUCACUGAGGCCCUAGAUCAAGAAGUUCCUUCGCUUGAAGCAUUUUUCCAAUCUCCACUUGUCCCUCCAAGAUUGCCUUCGACAUACUUCCGCGUAUUGUUGGAGAAUAUUGCAGGCUCUCUUGAUUUAUCCGGGGCUCCUGGAAAUCAGACUGAUGCAACACAUGUUUCUCCAAUAACAUCCAACAUGUUCAUCUCAAAUCUCUCGGUCUUCAUGUACCACUCUUCCAGGACUGUCGAUAAGAACGCGGCGCAAGUUUCGCUACCCCUCCUGAUCACAGACCAUCAUCUGCAUAAUCAGUAUAUUGUCAGUCAUUGUCGCCCAUUUUUCUCUUCGACGCCCAUUCCGGCACAGCCGCUUUCUGAAGUAACAUUACCGACUUUUGAGGUCGUUGAUUGGACUUCUGUAAAACUUGCAGGAGGCUCUUCAAAGCUAUCGACCUGGAGAGUGAAGUCACCUACAGGGAGGGAUCAGCUAGUACACAGUCCAAUAUUGAAAUCUUCUGCGUUUCCCACAUCUCCAAAACCACCCACGGUAGCGUUGUCGAAGGAAGAAGAGCUCGAGGAGAUGUCUCUUUCCAGUGCCAUUACCUUCACCGCUCGUGUCACCCCUGUGACCACCCGUUCAGGGGGUUUGACCGACAUCUUACUUCGGAUUGCACCAUUACACGUAUUCUUCGACCUCGACAUCAUGCUGGAGGGCGGCAGUAUACUCAAGUUUCUUGAUGAGAUCCUAGCAGUGGAAGGAUCUCCUAUUCGAAACACUUCCGGUACACCCCAAGGGCAUAGUUCACUGGAUGACACAGAAGAGAGGGAUUCAGCAAGCGAUGAUGAACUCAACUAUCCAUUCAUGACACCAAAGCAACUCGAACGCGAGAGGGAGAGAAGACGCUUGGAAAGACUUGUCCUCGAGGAUCUGGAUUUAGACAUGGACUAUCGGACCGGGGCACCAUCGAGACAGAGACCCCACAUCAAGCGAGCUACAAAUGCCAAACUCAAGUCCAAACCCAAGCAGGUGUCGCGUCUUAAGAUUACCGUCGUCCUACCUGCCCUCCGCGCUGAGGUUCGAUGCAGAUCACCAUCCCUUCAGCUCUCCCGAUCAGGAGGCAUUAUACUGGAUCUCCAUGACGUACGGGUGUCUAAUACACCCCUUGAUCAAGAACCACCGACAAUCAGAUUUGGGGAUGAUGGUGAAUCAAGGCAUCCCAGCGUCAAAAAUUUGCCGGGACAACUCUUGAGUGGCCAAAUCAGAGGGAUUGUUUUAUCGUAUGCGCCAGUAGGAGAUUCAAAAGCCCAUGCUUUCAUAUCACUUGGUUCCUUACCACGAACGGAUGACGUUCGCCCCGGAUCAGCUUCAUUGCUAUUGUCGGAACAGGCGCCGGACUCACUUCCCAUUCACUUUCAACUUACGCAGGUGGCUCCAUCAAAGUCUGCUAUUUCUUCCUCGACACACAGGACUUCAAUCAUCAUUAGCGUCCCAUUGGUCAAUGUCGUCCUUGAAAAACAAAUCUUCGAUGGAUUGCAAAUUUGGGCUGACAGUGUCACACAAGCAGUCACCACUGCUACGGAGGAGACUGAGACUGAAGUUGCUCAGAGCCGCAACCCGAGCCUGAUUGGCAGUAGGUUUUUUGCUAAAUCAAGGCGCGUUGGGAGUCGUGGUAGUGAUGAGAGUAGCUUCGGUACUAUAGCGCCAACGCCGAAACAAAGCGAGACAGCUGUGAAAGUGAUCAUUACUGAAGCUCUAGUAAGAAUACUGACAUCCCGUUCCCAAUCAUUUGCAUCGUCAAUUCGUCCUUUCGACAUAUCUGCCUCAGACAUCGACGUCCUUGUUGAACUAAAACCUGAAGGCAAGGAUGAGACUGUCAUAACCUCAAGCUUGAUGGACCUUCACGUUGGGGAGGUAUCGCCAAAGUGGGAGCUCGUACCUCUCCUCGUGUUGACAUUACCUCGCAGUCUGUCUUCUGUACCAAGACCAAUGGUAAAGGCUCGCUUCACUUCCCUCGUUGUUCCCGAAACUGGUGCAAAGGAGACCAAGAUACGGUUGGCUCUCUGGGGCUUCACUUGCCAUGUUUAUCCUAAUUUGCAGUGGAUUUCCGACUUGGCUCGGUUUAUGAAAGCUCCACCGGGGGUCUUCGAAUCAGUUGUUCCUUCCGAACGAACGUCUCUUUCUUUCGCAAUUGUAGACGUAUCUAUCAAGACGUAUGCCCCUAUCCACCCUGGCUCUGCAGUACUGUACAUUGGCGAAGCCGAACUAAAUACCGAGCUUGCUGGUAAUUCCAGCGAGUUCAAGUUCAAGUUGCUGGUUCCUUCCUUGUCAUUCUUAUUUGUCGAUUCCAUGGCCGAUUCCCCUGACGGUUCAGGUUCUGCCAAAACAAACGGAGGAUCCAGUCUCAACUUGUGGAAGAAUUUCGGAUUUGCAUUGAUUGCAGAUAUCGCAGAUCUGGACUUUGUGUUCAAGACUGAUAACGCAUAUGUCCCCCCAAGUGUUGGCGUACUUGUGAAUCAAGUCAGCCUGCGGGUGCACCUAUGUGCAGACACUAUAGCUGCACUGACAGGUUAUAUGAGUGACUUCACGUCCAUAUUCAAGUCCCCUUCUCCUGCAGAACCAGCAGUGUCUAAGAAGAAAGUUCCCGCUGAACUUAUUCAUCGUCCACCUGAACAAGGCAUGAUGGCAUCUCUCGACGAGCAAGCUUUCAGGCGGAUUCCUGAUGUCGGUAAUGCAGCUGAUAUGAUCAACGAUGAUUUACCGACGAAUCUCGACUACCUGGACGAAUCCUUUGGUUCAGCUGCUGGUCUGCGGGAGCUUAGGGAUGACGACCUAGAAGACUUCGAUAUGCAAGAGGACGGCCGAACAACACCAGUAGUUGGCGAAACGGGAGUCGUUUCCAAAGUAGGAGGAGAAACAAUCCGCAUCAUCAAGCCUAUCCGCUCUAUCGAGCAUUAUUACGACACGAUUCCUGCAGACAACACGGGUGAUUUUGCUAGUCUACGCGAUACUAUUCUCCGAGUGCGCAUCCAUGACUCUGACAUAUCGCUUUUCCUACACGACGGUUAUGAUUGGCCACGCACACGAAAAAUUGUAGAGCAAGAAAUUAAAGACAUGCGCAAGAAGUUGGCCAAGAUUAGGCAGCUGAUCGCAACUGGCCAGACCCAAGACCCCAGCGUGGAAGAGACGAGCACGAUGUUGUUCAACUCAAUUCACAUUGGCCUUGAUCAGGACUUUGACAGUCUUGAUCCGACAGCUCUUGUUGCUGCCAUUGAUGAUGAACUCGAGAACGCGGAAACAGAAAGCCACAGCUCUUGGCAAACCCUUCCUCCAGCAUCACCUGGACAACAACAGAGAAUGCCUUCCGCUCGCAUUCAUGGGCGAAGAUUGACAAGGUCUAAGGGCCCGAGUAUCGAAAUCAAGCUAAUUGGCCUAGAUGCUGAAGUCGAUAAUUAUCGUCAACGUCUGAAAGAUGCACUCGUCUCCAGGACGCUGGUUGUAAUAAAGGAUGCUGAAAUCUUGGAUCACGUCAAAACGUCCACCUGGAGAAAAUUCCUGACCGAACUACGGUCGGACUCUCGAGGCAAUAUUCGUGAGACGGACUCCAGUAUGGUUCGCGUCGAGAUCAAGACUGUCCGGCCGUCUCUUUCCCAUCCAUCUGAGGAAACACGUUUACGCGCUAAACUCCUGCCGUUGCGAUUAUAUGUUGAUCAGGAUGCACUCGACUUUUUGAAGAAAUUUUUUGCCUUCAAGGAUCCCGAUAGUCCGUCCGCACCCGCCGAUACUGCCAGCGAGGAGACAUAUAUUCAGCACGCUGAGGUCUUCCCGAUCGAUCUUAAGCUUGAUUACAAACCUCGACGCGUGGAUUACAGGGCUCUGCGAGAGGGAAAAACGAUCGAGCUUAUGAACUUUUUCCAUUUUGAUGGCGCGGAGAUGACUUUGAGACACCUGACUUUGCAUGGGAUCACGGGUUGGCCCCGGUUUUUCGAUACAUUGAACGACCUCUGGACGCCAGAUGUCAAGGCAACCCAACUUGUGGACGUCAUUUCUGGCGUAGCACCCAUUCGUUCUAUGGUCAAUGUUGGCUCUGGAGUAGCAGACCUCGUUUUGCUACCUAUUGCGCAGUACAAGAAGGAUGGACGUAUCGUCCGCGGUGUGCAGAAGGGUACCAAGGCAUUCGUACAAUCAACUGCAAUGGAGGCUAUCAAGCUUGGAGCUCGGCUGGCAACUGGUACUCAAGUCAUUCUGGAGCAAGCUGAAAACGUGCUCGGAGGCCAGUUCAAGGAUUCGGUUACGGCCGAAACGUUCCACAUACCGUAUGACGAUUCUGGAGAAGGACCGGAUGAAGAAUUGAUCAGUAGAUAUGCCGCCCAGCCCGCUGAUGUCACAGAGGGAGUUCAAUCGGCAUAUCGCAGCUUGCAAAGAAACUUGCAUUCUGCUGCGCAGACCAUACUGGCGGUUCCUAUGGAAGUGUACGAGAAGUCCGGAAACGAAGGUGCGGUCCGGGCUGUGGUGCGAGCUGUGCCAAUUGCAGUCUUGAAGCCCAUGAUUGGCGCUUCGGAAGCCGUCAGCAAAACUUUGAUGGGACUUCAUAAUACCCUGGAUCCGAACGUUCGCCAUGAGAAUGCGGCAAAGUAUAAACAUCGCUAACAUUCUGUUCACGCACUGUAGUAUAUCAUUGUGGUUGUAUUAGGACUUGUAUCUCAUGGUGUACCAUCCCCAUAUCAUUAGCCUGUAUGCGCAAAUCGUUAAUCAUGCUUUUAUGCACUGUUCCUCUGUCAACGGAGUGUUAUUUAACCACAAAUAACUGCGCUGUUAAACAGCAGGAAUUGGAACUGAGAAUAGAUG